AUGUCUUUUCUGCAGCUGUUACCUUUUCAAAGUUGCCUUUCGCCAACCGAGAGGCCCUCACCAAGUUCAGCGGGGGACUCUCCAAGCUCAGCUGUGGUGCCUGCAGCCCCGGAGGCACCAGGUGCGGCGCCUUCAUCAAGUUCAGCGCUGCCUGCAGCCCCGGAAGCACCAGCUGCGGCCUCUUCCCCAAGCUCAGCUGUGGUGCUUGCAGCCCCAGAAGCACCAGCUGCGGCGCCCUCACCAAGUUCAGCGGCGGCCUCUUCCCGAAGCUCAGCUGUGGUGCUUGCAGCCACAGAAGCACCAGCUGCGGCAAGUUCAGCGGCGGCCUCUUCCCGAAGCUCAGCUGUGGUACCUGCAGCCCCGGAAGCACCAGCUGCGGCUCCCCCAGUGCUGGAGACGCCUGCUGUGACCCCUGCAGUCUUGGAGCCACCUGCAGCGGCCAGCGCACCUGCAGAGAAGUUGGACGCCUCACCUGGAGCCCGCCAGCCUGAGUUCCGCCAGUCCUUGCUGUCCUUGGCCAUGCGUCGCCAGUUGAUGCUCCGAAUGCUGUCUUCCUUGAAGAAAGAGGAAGAGGUUUUAAGUGUGCAAGCUGAAGCUGCCGCCGUGGCUUUGUGUUCCGCGAGAUCUUCUUCUUCCACCGGUUCUCCUGCAGACAUGUUGGAGACGCUGCCUUUGCCUGAAGCUGAUGAUCUGCUGGAUGUUUCUUCCCUGCCGCCUCCCAGCGUUGCUCCUUGUCCUGUAAUGGCAGAGGCAGAGGCAUCCCUGGAAGCACCUGCUGCUGCGGAAGAGGAAGACUUCCGUCGGAAGCAGCUCGCUGUGCGGGCAGAAGAGAAGGAGGCUCAGCAAGCUGCACGGGAGGAAGCAAAGAACAACAAGGAGAAGCAGCAGAAGCCAAAGGCGAAAGCCAAGGGCCGACCACGAAAGACUGACGACAAGGCAGCCCCCAAGAGAGCACCCAAGCGCAAGAACACGGAGGAGGCUACGGAGGAGGCUGAAGUUCCUGCAGUUUCUGCGCCAGUUGAGGCGAAGCCCAAGAAGCAAAGGCGCACAGCUGCCAAGUCCAAAGCGAAGCCUGGGCAGUGGGAGUACCCUCCGGAGGUUGACAGGGACAUGAUCCCGGAGUUCCUCGAGGUCAUGAAGCAGUUCAAGGACCAGUCCUACGACAAGUCUGAGAUGACUCUCCACACGAAGAAGUUUGCAGAUUGGAUCACCAUCCCUGUCUACUGGACCCGCCCUGCUGUCGGCAUCAAGAUUGCCACGGAGAGCGGUGUGACACAGCGGUACUACACCGGAAGGAAGUUCAACAGCAUCGCCGUGAACAUCCUGGUUGCCCACAAGAUGGCAGAGAAGUUGGUGGCUCAUCCGCGUGAGUGGGCCAUGAGUAAUGAAGCCAGCACGUGCUUCGACAAUUUGCAGUUGACCGCUGCGGCUGCCCAUGACAAGUUUGAAGAUCUGAGGGCCCGGGGUCUUGACCCGACUGCGCUGGCUGCUAUGGCUGGGUGGCAUCUGCAUGCCACCUUGCUUUGCGGAGCAGCGGGGCCACCUUUCGAUUUGUUGGAGGCCCCCUCGCUGAAGGGACUUGCGGCGCCCCUCCCGCUCAUGCCGAAUGGUGAUGGUGAUGGCGGAAGCUCGGACGAUGGCCGCCAUGGUCCGCCCAAGGGAAAAGGUCCAAAGGGCCGGACGCAAGGGAUGGGAAAGGAAAAGAUGGAAAAGGUAAAGAGAAGGGAGAUGAAAAGGGGCGCCAACGUCCAAGGGAUCAAUGAGGCCAUCUUCUCCAGUCAGGCCACCUUCUGCGCCAAUGGGGAUGGGGCAGUGGGUCUACAUGUGGCUGCCCUAUGGGCCUGGCGGACUGCCAUAUGGACCCCCGCAGCCAGUACCUCCAUUCCCACCACCGCACAUGGUGCUGGCCCUCCAAAACCGAAGCCCCGGCCAGAUGCGGUGGAGAGAGCUUGCGCUGUCGCAGGCCUACCCGCUGGCUCCACGGCAGGAGCACCUGCUACAGUCCCAGGCUCCAAGGCUAGUGCACCAAUGCCUAAGGCGUGCGGAACAAGUGCAGGGGGAGACCUCGCUACGUCUGGUGAUGCUGUGAUUGCUGCGCAACAAGCUGUGCGCCAUGUGAUGGAGUAUAUGCAGCAACAGAUGGUCAGGGAUCCAGCUGUGUGGGGAGCCUCCGUGUCAGCACCGCCACCCGGUACUACUAAUACCACCACCAGUGACGCCGAGCCAGCAGAAGAUGCUGCCUUGAGAAGGCGACAUGACAAGGACAAGGGCAAGAAGGAGGACCGUGACCGGUCACGGCGACGCCGGAGGGAGGAAGGUGCUAUGGUGAAGCGCGGCGCUCGCUCUUCUGGCCAUCGCUUUGCACGUGGGGCCAUCCAGAAGGAGAAGCGGCUUCAGCGCGAGCAAAGGGCUGCAGCCAGACCUCCUCGAAGUGCGUUCCUUUGGAUGAUCGUAAUGACGUUCUAUCAUACCGGUAUGCCCACAGUGGCACAGGCGUGGACAUGUGUCGAGCUGUUCGCUGGCGAUGGAAAUGUCGGCAAAUCCACCAAGUACGGCCUGGUGGCCACCGCUCAGCUCGACAUCCGAUAUGGAGGCCAGGUGGCUCAACGCAACGCCUUCGAUCUUGGACACGCUGGCGAUCUGGGUGCUUCUGAACACUUCGCCAGCAGGUUUUUUUUGUCUGCUCGCAGUGGUGUGUACGAGCUUCAGCGCGAUGAACGUCGCAACUUCAAAGAGGUCUCCUUGUACUCCGUUUGGGGACACAACCCUGCCACAUGUUCGAGUUGGAAACCUGUUACUCUCCAGAAGCAUUUUGCUAUGCUAUCUGGCCGUAUGUCUCAACGGUGCACUGAUGUUGGAGCAGCCAUCUUCCUCACGGCUGCCGUGGUUUCCACGGUGGGAACAAUUCGCCCAGAUGGUAAAGCUUUGGCGAGUGGGCUGGUGGAUGAAACAUUAUGGCUCACUCACACCGAAACUGGACGUAAUCAUCGUACAUCUCGACUUUUUUGCUAUCAGAAAUAA
Molecule: messenger RNA, 3021 nt
Organism: Cladocopium goreaui
Lineage: Eukaryota; Dinophyceae; Suessiales; Symbiodiniaceae
Source: the annotation of a GenBank genome assembly